AAAAAAACCUUAAUUUAGUGAGAUAGAGAAGAGAAGAAACAGAAUUGUUGUUGGUUUAACAAAAACCUAAUCUUUCAAUGAUUAGCUGUUUAAUUUGAAAUUAUAACAAUAAUUUAGACAGGCCAAAGUGGAACCCCACUGUCUCCACCAAAGCUCUAGAUAAAAAAAAAAAAACGAAAGCGUUAGAUAUUUUUUAUCAAUCGUGCUCCGUAAUCAUUACCUUUCUUCUUCAUCUUCAUCUUCACGCAGCGACUUCUUUGAUUCUCUCUUUUUAUUCUCAGCUCCAAUUUCAACCUGCAUUUCUCUCUUCUCAAUUUUGGGUUUCUUUUUUUGAUAUCUCAUUUGAUCAGAUCGACGAAGAGAGGAAGAAGGUUUGAGCUGAGAGAUCUUUGGAGGUAGAAAGAAGAUCUCAAAAACGAUGUCGUUUACAGGAACUCAGCAGAAAUGCAGGGCGUGCGAGAAGACAGUGUACCCUGUGGAGCUUCUCUCAGCUGAUGGAAUCUCUUAUCACAAGGCUUGCUUCAAAUGCUCUCACUGCAAAAGCAGACUUCAACUGAGCAAUUAUUCAUCAAUGGAAGGAGUGGUGUAUUGUAGGCCUCAUUUUGAGCAGCUUUUCAAGGAGUCUGGUAGUUUCAGCAAGAACUUUCAGUCACCUGCAAAGCCAUUGACUGAUAAGCCAACCCCGGAGCUGAAUAGGACACCUAGUCGACUUGCUGGUAUGUUCUCUGGAACGCAAGACAAAUGCGCUACUUGCACUAAAACCGUGUAUCCUAUCGAAAAGGUAACUGUGGAAAGCCAGUGUUACCAUAAAUCUUGCUUCAAGUGUUCUCAUGGAGGCUGUCCGAUAUCUCCAUCGAACUAUGCAGCUCUAGAGGGAAUAUUGUACUGCAAGCACCAUUUCGCUCAGCUUUUCAAGGAGAAAGGAAGUUACAAUCAUCUCAUCAAAUCUGCUUCCAUCAAACGCGCUACUGCUGCUGCUACCGCAGCUGCUGCAGCUGUAGCAGCCGUUCCCGAAUCUUGAAUUCAAAUUCUCUUUAUUUUUGUGUAUGUGCUGUGUUGUUUACAUGUAUUCGAUAUGAUUCAUGUUCUUUGUCUUCCAUAAUUGAACCAGGCAUAAAAUUCUCCCAGUUUUCUCUGAGUUUCUUGUUUGUGAUACUACUACAUCUAUAAUAACCGAGGACUUUUGGCUUUGAUCUU
Arabidopsis thaliana (thale cress) is the source of this 1197-nucleotide messenger RNA. It is a transcript of the gene WLIM2a, whose product is annotated as GATA type zinc finger transcription factor family protein. Gene Ontology annotation, molecular function: actin filament binding. Lineage: Eukaryota; Viridiplantae; Streptophyta; Magnoliopsida; Brassicales; Brassicaceae. The record is from RefSeq and is marked reviewed. The transcript is spliced from 6 exons. Gene Ontology annotation, biological process: actin filament bundle assembly. The coding region runs from base 419 to 1021 and encodes 200 amino acids. Gene Ontology annotation, cellular component: cytoskeleton.